Molecule: messenger RNA, 237 nt
Organism: Guillardia theta CCMP2712
Lineage: Eukaryota; Cryptophyceae; Pyrenomonadales; Geminigeraceae
Exons: 1
Source: RefSeq, a predicted model, not a curated record
GAGGUCAAGAGAGGCGCUGAUGUGAGUGUUGGAUUCAUCCAGUUCAAAGAUGGUUUCCAGUAUUACGGCCAGAUGACCCAAGAGUUACCACAUGGUUUCGGAAUUGACCUUUAUCCUGAUUCCAGCCUUUACAGCGGUGAAUUUUCCCAAGGUGCCCGGCAUGGAUUCGGCUACUAUCAGCACAAGGAGCUGUCAUACACAGGGUAUUGGCAUCGUGGCAAGCGUCAUGGAGUUGGG